CACGUACAUAGAUGCAUAGAUAGUGCACACGCAUUACAAUGUCACUCUACAUGCAGCGCGGUUGUUGGUUGAUCGAGCGCUGAGCGUCCUUGUUCGCUCGUGCGUAAAUGAGCGUAAAACUGCAAGUACUGAAAGCGAGCCAUACUCGCUGGAGCAUUAGACUAGUUCAUUUGGAAUGCGCGCUAUAACUCGAGCGCCCCAAACAACAAAUUUUGUAUGUGUAGGAUUUGUUGGCAGAUUCGCAGUUCGUCCAGUGCUUCUGCCAGCUAGCGAGUUUGAAUGUUCUCUCACUCGGUCGGCUUACUUAGCGUGACGGGGAGCUCUUGACCAGCGGCCGAGUUCCUCCGCAGUCGUUUUUGGCUACCUGUCAAUAGCGAAUUGGAGAUGAUUGAAUGGAGCGCUGGCUGCACAAGCACCACCACUAGCAAGCACAGUGGAAAUUGCACGCUGAUCGCCUGGCCAGACCCAAGGGCAGUACAGGUGGAGCGACAGACGAAAGGGAGAUCUGGACGAAAUGCUGAUUUGCUGCUGAGGUCUCUCCGCCAAUGCCAGGAUCAGGAGCAUCAGCAACGUCCUGACCGUCCCUGACUAGAGAGGUUUGGCUCUGGAGCGCUGCAUGCAGUGUGAGGAGCGUACUUUCAUCGAUACUGUACUACUACUAGGCUCGACGUUUUGAUUUCGACUGGCUGAGUGCGUGCUGCACCUGCCCUACUGGACUCUAGCGGUUCAUUGCUAGUACUACGUGCAUUCAGUAGCUGUGCUCGGAGCUGCGCCGGCGACGUCAUGGCGUUCAAUCCCCAGGGUUCAAUGACCCCGGGCGGUGGGCAGAUGCAGUUCACCGGUCAAGCGCAGCCAGAAGCCGAGAAUCGCAUCAAGCAGCUGCUGGACCAGCAGAGUCGCAUCCAAUUGGCCAUGCAGCAAUGGCCAAGUGGGCCGAUGAAUGACCAUUAUCGGCGACAGCAAGUGCAGAUCGAGCAUGACCUGGACGUGCUGUUUUCGCAGAUGUCGCAAGCCCCGAGCGGCUGGACCAGCACAAACUACGACUCAGGUACGAUCAGUGCUCCGGAAUUGGGCGAGGACAUGGCCAUGCAAGGCAUCCUGGAGCAACCUAUCGCCCCUGGGCAUGUCAUGUCCCAGCACUAUCCACAGGGCAUGGUCAACGGGUACCCCGGUGGAGCGGGUGGAGCGGGCUCAAUGCAUGCAGAGAUGCUCUACCGCCAGUCCAUGCAGCACCAGCAGCAGCAACAGCAGCAGUACCAGCUUCACCAUGCCCAGCAGUCGCAGCAGUCGCAGCAGCAGCGCAUGCCGUCUGCUAGGCACAUGGACAUGGGAGCUGUUGGCGGUGGAGCUGGUGGUGGGCCUCACACACAGCAGCCAGGCACAGGUAUGCAUGGAUCAAUGGCCAUGGAUACACCGCGACAGCAGCAGCAGCAACAGCAUGCCGCUAUGAUGCAUCCACACGCACAGGCGGUCGGCGGAUUCUCUCGAUCCUCCAACCCACAACAGAUGCAGCAGCAGCAGCAGCAGGCGCUGCAUCACAGUAGCUGGGGUCCGGCAUCGGACGGUAUGUCUCAGUCGCAGCAGCUGCAUCAACAGCAAAUGCUGAUGCAGCAGCAGCAGCAACAACAACAGCAGCAGCACCACGCGUCGUCGGUGUAUCGCGCCGCCUCAAGUCCUGGGCAGACGACUCGGGCCCUGCCUGCCGUUUCCCCGGCAACCGGCCACAUUGCUAAGUCGCACGUCUCACCACAGGCUGGCGGCAGUGGAGGCAUUGCCUCGGCAUCAAGCUCUCCAGGGCUGCAACUUGGGCAGGCAAUUGCUGCCCUCUCACGUUCGGCCGCCAGCACACCCAGCCAGGAGACAACAUUGGUCGAUCGGCUGGCCGCAGUGGAGCAGAGGCUGAGCGUCACUGCCAAGGGUCUGCAGAGCUCCUCUGUCAAGCAGCUGAGCAGUGCGGAUGCCACCGAUCUGAUAACCAAGUCUAUGGAUGACAUUGUGUUUGCCCUGAGCAAACCGGAGAACAAUGCAGUGCUACUACCGGCGGCUAACAUCGUCUUUCACCUGUCCAAGGCCGAUGGUGCGCGCAGUGUCAUGGGUCAGUCUAAGACUCUGAUGUCGGCGAUAAUAGGCGCGCUGGCGUUGACACAGACUACGGAAGUGGUUCUGAAGCUCUCUGGUGCCGCGCACUUCCUAACUCAGAAAUACAAGGCUGCAACUACUGCAUAUAUCCACGAAUGCGGGGGAACGCGCGUGAUUUGCUCAAUGCUAAAGUUUGCUAUUGAAGGUGCAAUAGUGUACGCUGUACAGAUCCUGUACAUUCUGCUAACCGAGGUGCCCGCUUCCAAGAAGGUUGUCCGAGAAUGCGAAGCCAUCCAGGGCCUUGUCUACUUACUAGGGCGUAUACGGCGUGACAGACUUCUGGCACUGAUCCUCGACUGCCUCUAUCACAUCUGCAUGGGCGAUCCCGACUCUAAACUCAUGACCAUGGCUUGCAACGGUCCACAAGAGAUUGUGCGAGUGUUGCAAACCAACGACUACCAGAAGCUGGUAACUACUGGUAUGCGUGUGCUCAAGGUUCUCUCAAUCUGUCAACACGUCAAAGAGUCAAUAGUCAAGUGUGGGGGCAUGCAGGUGAUGGCCAAGCAUAUUCACGGCGAGGGAAAGAUUAAGAGGAAUGUCCUGCUGACGAUACGCAACCUUAGCGACACCGCCGGAAAGGAGCCCAACAUGGAGCCAAUCAUCGGCAGUUGCUUGGAGCUACUGGGGGACUCCGAUGUUACCACAGUCACCUGCUCAGUAGGAAUACUCAGCAAUCUGACCUGCAACAACCCGCCAAAUAAGAACUUCCUGUUCAUGAAGAGCGGCAUACAGUCGCUGCUACAGCUUUGCUCCUACUGUUCGCCCGACAACCAGAAGGACAUCAUUGAGCGUUGUCUGUGCACCCUCAGACACAUGACUAACGGCUUUGAGAGAGCAGAACACGCCACACAGGCAUUCCUCGUGAACGACGGCCAUAAGCUGAUUUCUCGCUACAUGGCCCCGUCGAGUUGGUAUUUCACCAAACACGCCGCCGGGCUCCUGGACAACAUUGCCGCCUACCAUACGAAUCAUGCAAUUCUCUGUGAAGACCCGGAUCUGCUGCCACGCUUAGCUGCAGUGAUUAACAUGGUGAAGUCCAGCCAUGAUGUUAAGCAGGACAACAUCUCGCUGCGGGAAGUGCACGACAUGUGCAUGCAGUGCCUCAAGGCUCUCGUGCAGAAUGAGAACAACCACCAGAAGCUGCUAUCGCUCGACUGCAUGGCACUACUGGAGGAGGCAUCCCACAUGGACCCGCAUAUCAAUGCCAUGGAGAACCUCACCAUCGGCGCUGAUCCUGCACCCGAGCCGGCAACGCAAGAGCUGAACGAAUUGUUCAAUUUGGAUGGUGGAGCGGAUGAUUAUGGAGACGCGGCUUCCGCUGUGGAGCCGUUUGGAAAGAAGCUAACCGAUGAGGUGGGACUUGCCCUGUUGAGUGGCAACCCAGCGAUGGCGGAGGACUACUUGAAUCUUGGUGGAGAGGAUUUCGACGCACUGCACAGCGGUAUGGCUAACUUCACACAGUCCGGAGAUCUAGGCGAUAUUGGUGAGCUCCUGGCCAUCACCAGCCUGCCAAGUCCAGGCGCACAGUCGGCUUCUUCCGACGCAUCCAACACAUCCGGAUUCGGUAGCAGCACGUCCUUUGGGGCCGGUGGUCUGUCAACAUGAAUGACAAACAGACCUGACCCCCAAAUGAUGGACCAACAAGAGCCCUCCCCCCCCCCCCCCCCCCCGAGGUAAAGCCCUCAGCCCUCGGUCCUGUCACUUCGGCAUGCAUCCCGCCGCCGUCAAGAACUGCUCACCCGUCCAUGGCAAUCGGAUUUCGCCGGCAAGUUUAAGAUUCGCAUCGGCGGCAGCAGCAACACUGGCGGAUCAGCUGUUGCAGCGUUUGUGGAGUACUGCGGUAACAGCGUGCUGGCACUGCCUUGCCCGCCACAAGUUGAAGAGAGAAUCGUAUAUAGUGCCACCGCAAGGCUACGCACACACUCCUUGAGCAUGGCUAUGGAAGGAGCCAUUACUUUGAAUUUCGCCUUAUCAUCAGUUUGCAUCUGCUUCUGCUGGUUAACGUCAAAUUGUCUUGAAAUGCGCGCUGCGCGCGCGCGUGUGUGUGUGUGUGUUUGUGUGUGAGUGAGAGAAAGAGAGAGGUGUGUGUGGGCAUAUAUGUGUGUGUGUGUGUGUGCACGCGUUCGUGUUUGAGUGUGUGUGCGUGUGUGUGUGCAAAUUGGCCACACCGUCUUCGUUUGCUGCCCUAUCAAGGCUGGUGUUGUAUAUAUAUACGAGAGUACAUUAAGUAUAAUUAUGAUUUACCUGGUGUACCGCCACUACAAGAACUAUCAUGUGUGACAUACCCGAGUACCAGUCAGCGGCCAUUUGCAAGAAUUUCGCCUGCUCACGACACGCUCAUUCGUAGCUUUUUCCGCUAUCCUGUUCACGAUUCUCACCUGCCGUGAAUACACCCUCGGUAUUGUCGUUGGUGCGUACACGGAGAGCCGUCGUUGCAUUAGAGUUCCAGCCAUGCAUUAGUGCAUUAGUGCCAUGGCUGCAGAGUGCGCAGUACAUACCGCUAACAUACGCGCGUGUGCUGUUUUUUUUUUAGUUGCCCCGUAGUCAGCCCCCUCCAAUACAUCCAGCACGUCCCCAUUUCGGCACCAGUGCUUCGUUUGAGGCCGGCCGCUGUCAACAAUGUCAAUGACAAGUGCCCUGACCGAAUGAUGGACGGACAAGAGCCCCCCCCCCCCAGCUAAAGCCCUCGGUCCUGCCACAUCCGCCAUAUGCGUCCUGGCGUCAAAUGCCCGGGACCUUUCCACGGCAACAGGGAAUAUGCCGGGAAAUUUGAGCUUCGCAGGUAUGGCUGACUUUCGCCGAUCCACGUUGAUUGGUAACUCUCCGCCACAGGAUGUGGAUGUGCAGAUCACCAUAGCAACCAAGCACGACUUUCUCCGCUACCCUGGAAGCCAUUAGCUCAUUUUUUACUCAAUCUGCUUCAUGUUAUGCAUUGUAUUGGUGCUGCUUCCCUCGUGCACACACAUACACACACACAAGUACAUACACACAUACACACACAUACACACACAUGCACACACACGCACACAUACAUACACACACAUACACGCAUACAUACACACACCCAAACACACACACUCCGUAGAACCCAUCAAUAUCCUUACUUUGCCUGAUGAUUUGAUUUCCCUGGUGAUUUCACUGAUAUGAACAUGGAAAAGCUUG
This is a messenger RNA of Sycon ciliatum, 5301 nucleotides long. Its product is annotated as catenin beta-like. The transcript is spliced from 20 exons. Gene Ontology annotation, biological process: cell-cell adhesion; positive regulation of transcription by RNA polymerase II; canonical Wnt signaling pathway. NCBI's taxonomy places the organism in Eukaryota, Metazoa, Porifera, Calcarea, Leucosolenida, Sycettidae. Gene Ontology annotation, molecular function: protein phosphatase binding; alpha-catenin binding; transcription coactivator activity. The record is from RefSeq and is a predicted model, not a curated record. The coding region runs from base 784 to 3744 and encodes 986 amino acids. Gene Ontology annotation, cellular component: adherens junction; catenin complex; cytoplasm.